Myotis daubentonii (Daubenton's bat) is the source of this 3308-nucleotide messenger RNA. RefSeq names its product zinc finger protein 286A. Lineage: Eukaryota; Metazoa; Chordata; Mammalia; Chiroptera; Vespertilionidae. Gene Ontology annotation, biological process: regulation of transcription by RNA polymerase II. Gene Ontology annotation, molecular function: DNA-binding transcription activator activity, RNA polymerase II-specific; RNA polymerase II cis-regulatory region sequence-specific DNA binding. Gene Ontology annotation, cellular component: nucleus. The record is from RefSeq and is a predicted model, not a curated record. Bases 141 to 1871 code for a protein of 576 amino acids. The transcript has 6 exons.
GCCCCCCGCGGGAUCCAGGUGCCGACAUCCCGGGCCCGAGGAAGAAGCGGGGCCUGACCUGACCCGGCCUUUCCGCAGCGCCCCGAGGGCCGGCCGGCGGGAGGACGGGGCUUCUCGCUGUGACGUGCCGAGAGGUCCAGAUGGAGGAGCGGGGAGACGGGAGCUCCGAAUCUUCGGAACCGGGAGGAUUGGGGAUCAUGGAGGCAGAUUGGGCCGAGGUGCCCGAGAAGAGAGCUAUGUCUUUCCAGGAUUCUUUCUAUUCCCAAGAGAAGAGCACAGAAAAGGGAGAAGUGGCAGCUCUCCGCCUCACAGCCAGAUCCCAGGCGUCUGUGACAUUCAAGGAUGUGGCCAUGGACCUUACCCCCGAGGAGUGGGGGAAGCUGGAUCCUGCACAGAGGGACGUGAUGCUGGAGAACUAUAGGAACCUGGUCUCGCUCUGCAUGAACACUUGUGUUUUCCAGUGCAUAGAAACUCCUUACCAGGCCCAGAUUCCUGCAGAUGUUUUAAGCUUCAUGUGGAGGUCCAUCUUCCCUCACUCCAGAUCUUCCUGGCUUCCAGUUUCCAAGCCUGAGAACUACAAUUUGGAGAAUGGAAAGGAAACAUUGAUUCUUGAGAGAAAAGUCCCCAGAAGCAGCUAUUCAGACUCAGAGUGUAGACCUGAGAGCAAGGAUUCAACUUCAGUGCAAGAUUUUUCCAAAGAAGCAUCAUGCCAGGUUGCAAUAAUAGACAGACUGACAGGAAAUAGUGUCUAUGAUACCAACUUGAAAACAACUCUUGAAUGUGAAAAUUUGUUAGAGAACCAGCAAGGAAAUCAGGGGAGACACUUAAGAGAAAUGUUCACCUACAUUAAUUCACUCCCUGAAGAAAGAGCUCAUGAUCAUGAUGUAUAUUGGAAAAACUUUAGUCAGAAGUCUGUCCUUCUCACUCAAGACAGAGUUUCAAAAGGAUCCUAUGCCUUUCAUACACUUGAAAAGAGAUUGAAACAGAAAUCAAGUUUAAGGAAAAAGAGAACCUAUAAAGAGAAAAAACCUCAUAAAUGUAAUGAUUGUGGUGAACUGUUCACUUACCAUUCAGUGCUUAUUCGACACCAGAGAGUCCAUACUGGAGAGAAACCCUAUAGCUGCAAUGAAUGUGGGAAAUCUUUUAGCCACAGAGCUAAUUUAACUAAACAUCAGAGAACUCAUACUAGAAUUCUCUUUGAGUGCAGUGAAUGCAAGAAAGCCUUUACAGAAAGCUCGUCCCUUGCAAUACAUCAGAGAAUUCACAUUGGAGAGAGACCUUAUGAAUGUAGUGAAUGUGGGAAAGGAUUUAAUCGAAGUACACAUCUUGUACAGCAUCAGUUGAUCCAUACUGGAGUGAAGCCUUACGAAUGUAAUGAAUGUGAUAAAGCUUUUAUUCAUUCCUCAGCACUCAUCAAACAUCAAAGAACUCAUACUGGAGAGAAACCCUAUAAAUGUCAGGAAUGUGGGAAAGCUUUUAGCCAUUGCUCAUCCCUGACUAAACAUCAGAGAGUUCAUACUGGAGAAAAGCCAUAUGAAUGUAGUGAAUGUGGAAAAACCUUUAGUCAGAGCACACAUCUUGUUCAACAUCAAAGAAUUCACACUGGAGAGAAACCCUAUGAGUGUAACGAAUGUGGGAAAACCUUCAGCCGGAGUUCAAAUUUUGCUAAACAUCAAAGAAUUCAUAUUGGAAAGAAACCAUACAAAUGUAAUGAUUGUGGUAAAGCCUUUAUUCAUUCAUCAGCUCUUAUUCAACACCAGAGAACUCAUACUGGAGAGAAACCCUAUAGAUGUAAUGAAUGUGGGAAAAGCUUUAAGUGCAGUUCAUCCCUCAUCAGACAUCAAAGAAUCCAUACACAAGAGCAACCAUGAAAAAUUAUUAAAUGUGAAGAAAUGUAAGUUGGUUUUAUCACUGUGUUCAAGAGUGUUCAGGUGGAAGAGCCUUAAAAUGCUGCUUACUGACCAAUUUGUAUACAUCUGAUUUUACUUGCAUAGUACAUACAUAUUUUUGAGCCAUAAACAAAAUGUCCCUUAUAUCCAUUGAUUUAAUAAUUAUGAAAGCUACUAGCCAGAGACUUCAUAUUUUGAGCCCUAAUCCUUCCCUAAUACCUUUUUUAUGGAUAUUCAAGAAAUCCUUAGGAAUGGGUAGCAAUAUAAUCGUUGUAGAAUCCAUUUUCUCCCUCUUUGUAAGGAAGUUCUUAUUUGUUAGGUUAGGCAGAGGGUUCAUAUCCUUAUCAGGAAGAUACAGAGUUGUUCCUCUUUGAAUCCAAAAAUAGAGAUCCAGAUUUAUCGAUAGUGUCAUUUUUCCAGUGUCAUUUCCUUUAUAUUAGCUAUAAAAAGCUAGAGGUUAAGAGUUGAAAUAUGCUUUGUAGUCCUUCCCUACCCCAAAGGCUACUCUCAAAUUUGAUGAACAUAAAAAGAAUUUAUUUACAGCAGGUUCUAAGUUAGAUUCACAUGGAUUCUGCUUAUAGACUUACUGGUAGAUAAUUGUGGUCAUUCUGCUGUGUAGAACUUCAUUUUCUACUUCCUUGGAAGUUGCCCUGAAGUAGAAUAGGUCAAAAUCUUAACUCUAGUUUUUGAUCAAAUCCUUCUUAUCUUUGGCAUUCACUGAAUGAAUCACUGGUUUUCUAUAAUUACAGUAUUAGGGAUAUUUUGUUCUUUACAUUCUGCUUUCUGUAAACUAUGCUUUGUCACUUUGAGAAAAAGCCACAAGGAUGUUGAGGGUCUGAAAAGUUGAUGGGUUCAAUGUGUUAUGUUUAAGAUCCCAGUCAAGAAACAUAACUGAAGCACCUGUGAGACACAAGGACCUAUCUUUCUGUCAGAUAUGGAAAAUCGUCCACAGGACAAUGACUCACUUGAGGAUAAACAGCUUUCCUCUAUGAAGAAGUUGGCCAUUUCUCUGACCUGCAUGUUUACCCACAUGGUUUGUUCCUAUUCUCUCUACAUGAUGUAUCCCAGAAUCCUAAGGAAAUUGAAAUUGCAUAAAAUCACAUGAUAUAUUGACGUACUUACAUGGGUGACCAAAGACCACUAAUGGGAUAAGGAACACAAAAGCGCUCAAAUAUCUAGCAAAACACUAUACAAAUGUCAGGUUUUUUUGUUACUCUGUUACAUAUUGUGUGAAAAGAAGAUUUUAAAGUAGAGGGAAAAGUAGUUACAGAUUUCUUCUUCCCUUCUAAAUUCUUUUAUGAACAUUCAGCACCACCAGUCCAUGUUUUGCCCCCUCCAAAUUAUCCCUGUGACAUGUAAUUGCCUCUCUGUAGACUUCUAUUAUUGAAGAAGAAUAGGAGAAUAAAAUUUUAAAAAGUG